Molecule: messenger RNA, 4671 nt
Organism: Rhopalosiphum padi (bird cherry-oat aphid)
Lineage: Eukaryota; Metazoa; Arthropoda; Insecta; Hemiptera; Aphididae
Gene: galene
Exons: 8
Coding region: 287-2152 (621 amino acids)
Biological process (GO): potassium ion transmembrane transport; stabilization of membrane potential
Cellular component (GO): membrane
Molecular function (GO): potassium ion leak channel activity
Source: RefSeq, a predicted model, not a curated record
GAUGGACCAUUUUAUUUCUGGAUCGACGACGACCGGCCAUUUCGCUAUAGCCACACGCGCACUCUUUAUAACCACAAUAAAUAUUAUCAUAUUAUUAUAGCAGCUAGUUACCGUCACGAAAAUCUCGGCGUACCGCAAGGAAUAAUAAAAUUAACAUGUUUGCGCACACCGAUUUUUAACGAUAUAUCAAUAUUAUAAUAUUAUUAUGUAGAAACAAUUUAUCACGUAGGUGAAUAUUAGAUUUUUGGUUUUUGGUUAACGGGAAUCACACGUUGAUCUCGUGAACAUGUUGAUGGAUGUUGAUUUUGACGAUGAUACACCAAAUCGAUGCACCACACUCGUCUACUAUGCAUGGAAGAUAUUCACGUGCUUGUUUCUGCACGUGUUACUUGUCACUAUGGUCGUGCUGUAUUGUUUGCUCGGAGCCUUUGCUUUUGAACGUCUGGAAUCGGCAAACGAAAUUGAAGUGAAAAAUAGUAUUCGUGUAAUGAGGAUGAAUGUAACUACGGAUCUUUGGAAAUACACCAAAAAUUCAUUGGUGCUCCAACAAGAUAAUUUUACAACAAACGUUACAGCCCGAUUGCAGAAAUUUGAAGACGAUUUAAUAUAUGCAAUUAAACGUAAAGGCUGGGAUGGCGAAGAAGACACUAAAAUACAACAAUGGACCUUCACUGGGGCUUUAUUUUACUCAAUAAUUGUUAUUACAACUAUAGGUUACGGUCACAUAGCUCCAAAAACCCUUAACGGAAAAAUAGCCACUAUAUUUUAUGCGAUUGUCGGUAUACCGUUGAUGCUUCUGUGCCUGUCCAAUAUUGGUGACAUAAUGGCGCAUUCCUUCAGGUUCCUCUACUGGAAAGUAUGUUGCUAUACGUGCACCAGGCGGCAGAGACGAGUACAGUCCCUAAGGAGGUCCCGCAGUCAAAGGUCCACUACAAGAUCACACGGUUCCAGAACUACGUCACUAAAGAGAACAGGUCGAAUAUCACAGAGAUCCGCCGACAGUGCUCUUGGAAUGUCAGAUUGUUACACUAGAUCUUCUUAUUCAGAUACCGAAUGCAGGUAUUAUAAUAAAAUGGAAAGAGAAUAUGCCAUGUUUGGAGGCGGAAUGCCCGUUAAAGCUCCUAACCGAUAUUCACAGCAAUCCAGAUAUUCCGACACCGUACCGUUACGAAGACACUCGCCAGCUAUUAAACCAAGAUCAACCAGUCAAAAUAGUGGUCACCGAAAUAAUGCUAACCAUUAUUAUCAUGGUCGAUAUCGAGUACAAGAUCCAAGUUAUUCAGACGGUGAUCAACUAGAUGGGCCAGAACUGCAGCAAGUGCCAUCGAUUUUAUUUAAUAAAUAUGCGCUGGACAGAGAAGAAUCUAGAAGAAUUCAUCCGAAGCAAAGCCAAGAGAUCCGCCGGAACAUCCGGGGUCACUCGGCCGCGCCAAAUUUGGCGACGGAAACGCCGUCGGGUACGUUGCGGACGAACGGUCGAAGCAAAACACCUCAACAUCUGGUCGUGGACAUGCCGCCAAUGGACCAUCCUGACCAAGAUUACUAUCCGAAACCGAAAUUCCGACCGAGACAUCGGAAUUCCAAUCAGAGUAAGUUACGAGAAGAAUUCUUGGGCGGUGGCGGCUGUGGCGGCGGUGGAGGCGGUAAGGGCAAACGUUUGGAGGUGAUGGCGCCGAGUCCGCGCAUCAUGUCGCCGCUGGGUUUCGCCGUGAACCGGCAAUACCCUCGACGGUCGACCCGGUACAGCGAUUACUACGACGACGCGGAGCCGUGCGAGUUCGACGACAACAACCCGGACCACAUCAAGCCCGUGCCCAUAUGGCUGUGCGUGCUGCUGGUGGUCAGCUACAUAAUCAUGGGCGCGUUCCUGUUCAAGAGCUGGGAGAACUGGGAGUUCCCGGACUCGGCGUACUUCUGCUUCAUAACGCUCACCACCAUCGGGUUCGGCGACUUCGUGCCCGCCCAGCGUGUGAUGAAUAAAGGCGACGACACCAAGCUCCGCAUAUGGUUCUGCUCGCUGUACCUGUUGUUCGGCAUCGCCCUAUUGGCGAUGAGCUUCAACCUUGUCCAGGAAGAAGUCAUCAGCAACGUCAAGACCGUAGCCCGACACUUGGGCAUCAUCAAGGACGAGGACGAGGAGGAGUCCGAGUGACGGUGUUGACUCGUUCAAUAAUAUUUUACCUAAUAAUGAUAUUUAUACAUUAUCGUAUGCGUCGAAUGCAAUAUACUUUCAUAAUACGGACCGCGUACACGUCGUUGUAACUUUUGCAUAAUGAAUAUUGUUUUAGAUAAUAUUAUUAUGUUUUACGAUAUAAUUAUUGUGUUCAUGUUCUUACGGCCGUCAACCACCCGUGCCAGUUUUGUACAUUUUACCUGCAGUUAUUGUGUCUAUAUAUAGUUUUAAGAAAUUUCAUUUUAAUUACCAAAAAUAAAAAAAUUUUCGAUACACCGUUUGCGUACAGAUAUCCAAAGAAGAAACUAUUUAAAAUUUUAAAAUAUGAAAAAUAAAUUAUAAAUCAAUUUUAAAUUUUAACCUUAACUUUAAAUGUUAAUCAUUAUAGGUAUUAAUGAUGAUAAUAAUUAUGUUUAUUGUUAAAUAAAAUAUUAGAUUUUGUUAUAUAGUUAAAAAUAGUAUAUAAAAAUAUUGUUUUAUUUAUGAUAAAAAAAUGAUGUAAAAAAUAUUAUUUUGUACAUGUAAAAAUAGUCUAUUAAAUUCCAGGUAAAAUGUACAAAAUGCACGCAGGCGGUUGUCACUAGCAGUCAUAAUACGCUCGUUUCCGUCAUUCGUCUGAAAUCGUCAAUAUGUUAUGUAGGCUGAUGGGUUUAUAAUAUAUAUAUAUAUAUAUAUAAUAUUACAUAUAAACGAUGCAUUUUAAUAAUAUUAACAAUUAUUAACGGAUAGAAAUCGUUAAAAUCCUGCGCAGUGACCGAAUGACGAAAUGACGAUACUUAUCAUGCACAUUUUUCAGUGACGCUAUCUAUAUAUAAUAUCAUACCUGUUGACGAUAGACAAUACGGCCCAUUAUUAUAUUAUUUUAAAAUACUCUCAAUCGAUUAUAUUAUUAUUUUUGAAAUAUUACAUUUCACCUACGAUAAACGAUAGUUUUUAAUGAAAACUUAUAAAAAAUACCGUUAUUUAAAAGCAACGUAACGAUAUUAAAUUUGCACCAUUUCAAAACGUCCAUACAGUAAACUUAACGUUGCUUCAUGCGCCGGAAUUUCAUUGUGUAUUAUACAUCCCGUUGCAUUACAAAACUGUAAUUUAGCUUGAGAGCAUAUAAACGAAAACGAGGUCACGAAUCUUUGAUAAGGAUCAGCCGUUUAAAUCUCUAAAACUAUCAAUGUAAUGUGUAACAGUGCAUUUCAAGUACCUAAUGGAGCAAUGAAGAUAUUGAUAAAAUUAUUUAUAUUAUAUAUGUUUAGAUAAUCUAUGACUUAAAAUGGUGCAAAAAAUAAAAAUGUCAACGAUUUUAUUUAUCCGUCAAACCAUUAACAAUUUUCUAUGAAAAAAAAUUGAAUGUAACGUUUUGAAUGUUCGUUUUUUUUUUAUAUAUAGGCUUUUGAGUCAACACAACUUUCGUCAUGUUUCAUAAUAAUAAUCAUAAUUUUAGACAGUUAAGUAAGUGCCCAUAUUACUAUUUUAUUUUAUGAAAAAAACUCAAUAAAUAUAGUACCUAAGUAAGUUAUGAAACCAUCAAAAAUAUAUUUACUUUAAACAAUUUUUCUUUAAAUUCAAGUUUUUGUUUAACAUAAUAAUACAGAAUAAUAAUAAUUUUCGAUUUUAAUAUAAUAUAUUAUAAUAAAUUUGAAUAAAUUUAACUGUACGAAUUUUAUUACAAAUAAAAAAUAAAUUAAUAUAAAUACAUAAUAGAUAGAAAACAUUUGUAUACAAAUAUUGUUAUUAUAUUAAAUACUAAAUUCAAGAGUUGUACGUCAUAAUAUUAUAUAUAUAAUAUUUACUUGGAAUACAGAACUUCCCUUCUGAGUAUUUACAUAAUAAUAAUAAAUGUAUAAAUUAACCAUUUUUCUUUUACAAAGGUCUAGAUGUCUACUAAGGACUAACAUUAGGUUAUUGAAUUAAUAUAAUGGUUUUCUUAUUAAACUGCAUUUUUGGGUAAGUACUAAAGUACUUGUAUACGUUAUUCUUACAAUGUAAUUUGUAUUUUAUUUUAUCAUUUAAUACUAAAAUACUUCAGAAAGCAAUGUUCCAAGAAAAAUGUGUUUUUAUUAUAUAAUAUAUUUAUAACUGCAUUUAUUAUUAUUAGUUUUAGUUUACUAAUCUUAAUAAUUAGUUGAAUUAAAAAUAUUUUUAAUUGUGAAAGACAUUCAAAAUAAUUCAUAAAUGCAAUUUCUAUGAUUAAGAAAACUAUUUGUAACUUUAUUAGAUUGCAUAAAUAUUAUUUAUUUAUUUAUUUAUUUAUUUAUGUGGAUUAUAAUCUGUAAGAGACAGUUGUUCAGUUGAUUUAUGGUAGCCCUCAAAAAUCUUGAACAAUUAUUUAAGUUUUUUUUUUUAAUAUAUAUGCAUAAGUUGUUUCAAUAUCAUUGCACCCUAAAAAGGCCAACAUAAAUAAAUCAAUUGUAUUUUCAAGUGUACUUAACCGAUUAGUUUAAAAUAAGGUACUUAUAUAAACAAUUUAAUGUUAAAUAGAUGAUAUUGGUGAAUAACAUUUA